GGCCGCUCUAUGGGGCUGGGCCUCGGGCACGGGCGCCGCGGGGCUCUGGGGGUCGCUGUGGGGCGGGGGCGGGGCUGGGGGCGGGGCUUGGCCUCUCCCGGGCCCUGCUGCCCGCGGCCGCGCUGCCAAUGGGGACGGCGCUGAGCUUCUUCUUCCUCCUCCUCCCCCCCCCUCCCCCCCCCCGCCCCACGGAGCCGCCCCCCCCCACCGCGGGGGUCACGUGGGGGGAGCGCUGGGGCGUGGUCAAGGGCGCGCUGCCGGAUGCGUUCCCAUUGGCUGUCGUUUACUUGGCGGAGUACUUCAUUAACCAGGGGGUGCUGGACCUCUUGUACUUCCCCACAUCCUCCCUGACCCACAACGAGCAGUACCGGUGGGCCCAGCUCCUUUACCAGGUCGGGGUCUUCGCCUCCCGCUCCGGCUUCCGCUUCCUCCGCCUGCGCCAGAUCUGGGGCCUGAUGGGGCUGCAGGUGCUGAACGCCGCUCUCCUAUUGGCUGCCGUCCUGGCGCCCUUCCUGCCCGCGGUGGGCGUGGCCUUCGCCCUCGUGCUGUGGGAGGGGCUUGUGGGGGGCGCGGCCUACGGGGGCGCCUUCCUAUUGGUGGGGCAGCGGGCGCCCCCUGGGGGGCGUGGCCUGGCCGUGGCCGUGACGUCACUGGGGCAGUCGCUGGGCGUGGCCUUGGCCGGGGUCGCGGCCAUGGGGCUGCACAAGGGGCUCUGUGCCCCAUAGCGGGACCCAUAGAGACCUCAUAGGG
Molecule: messenger RNA, 750 nt
Organism: Pezoporus flaviventris
Lineage: Eukaryota; Metazoa; Chordata; Aves; Psittaciformes; Psittacidae
Product: battenin-like
Exons: 7
Coding region: 129-725 (198 amino acids)
Biological process (GO): regulation of intracellular pH; lysosome organization
Cellular component (GO): lysosome; membrane
Source: RefSeq, a predicted model, not a curated record